Antrostomus carolinensis (chuck-will's-widow) is the source of this 2355-nucleotide messenger RNA. RefSeq names its product dysferlin. The transcript has 21 exons. Gene Ontology annotation, cellular component: T-tubule; cytoplasmic vesicle; membrane. The annotation marks the transcript as partial. NCBI's taxonomy places the organism in Eukaryota, Metazoa, Chordata, Aves, Caprimulgiformes, Caprimulgidae. The record is from RefSeq and is a predicted model, not a curated record. Gene Ontology annotation, biological process: plasma membrane repair; T-tubule organization; macrophage activation involved in immune response.
AUGGACAUCGAGACCGUUUACUCCGAGCCAAAACAUGCUUUCCUCAGAAAAUGGCUCUUGCUCUCUGACCCAGAGGACUUCUCUGCGGGGGCCAAGGGUUAUCUGAAAGUCAGCCUGUUUGUGCUGGGGCCUGGAGAUGAAGCUCCUCUGGAGAAGAAGGAGAUCUCUGAAGACAAAGAAGACAUCGAGGGCAACCUCCUGCGCCCCACUGGGGUCACCUUGAGAGGGGCUCACUUCUGCCUGAAGAUCUUCAAAGCUGAAGAUCUACCCCAGAUGGAUGAUGCUGUCAUGGACAACGUCAGGCAGAUCUUUGGCUUUGAGAGCAACAAGAAGAACUUGGUUGAUCCCUUCGUGGAAGUCAGCUUCGCAGGCAAGAUGCUCUACUCAAGGAUCCUGGAGAAGAAUGCCAAUCCCCAGUGGAACCAGUGCCUGACGCUGCCAGCAAUGUUCCCUUCCAUGUGUGAGAAGAUGAGGAUCCGGGUGACCGACUGGGACCGUCUGACACACAACGACAUCAUCGGCACCGCCUACCUCUGCAUGUCCAAGAUCUCAGCCCCUGGUGGGGAGCUGGAGGAUGAGUUUCCUGCUCUCGCGAAGCCUCUGAAAGCCACAGACCUGGAUGAUGGACUUGGGUUCCUACCAACCUUCGGUCCCUGCUAUAUCAACCUCUACGGCAGCCCCCGGGAGUUCACCGGCUUCCCCGACCCUUACGAGACGCUCAAUUUAGGAAAGGGUGAGGGAGUGGCGUAUCGUGGUAGGAUGCUGGUGGAACUGGAGACCAAACUGGUGGAGCACGUGGAGCAGAAGGUGGAGGACAUUUCUGCAGAUGACAUCCUGCGGGUGGAGAAGUACCUGCGCCGUCGGAAGUACUCCCUCUUCGCUGCCUUCUACUCGGCCACCAUGCUCCAAGAUGUAGAUGAUGCCAUCCAGUUUGAGGUCAGCAUUGGCAACUAUGGCAACAAAUUUGACAACACCUGCAUGCCCUUGGCCUCCACCACGCAGUACAGCCGGGCUGUCUUUGAUGGUUGUCAAUACUAUUACCUGCCCUGGGGCAACGUCAAGCCUGUGGUGGUCUUGUCAUCCUACUGGGAAGACAUCAGCUAUCGGACUGAUGCUCAAAACCUUCUCCACUAUGCAGCAGACAGGCUGGAAGCAAACCUGGAGAAGAUCCACCUCGCUCUCAAAGCCAACCACUCGCCGAGUGAGCUGGAUGUCCUGGGAGCUCAGCUGAUGGAUGAUAUCAUCUCCGACUGCAGCCUGACCCUGCCCGAUGUCCUGGGGAAACCAGCCAGCACCCACCUGGACCAGAACAUGUAUCGGUAUCGCAGCACCAACCUGGAGCAGAUAGUGAAGGCAGCUCUGAAGCUCAAACAUGAAGACUCCAGCCUGUUGGAAGCCCUGGAACAGGCAGAGGACUGGCUCUCCAGGCUGAAGGCCAUGGCAGAGGAGCCCCAAAACAGCCUGCCAGAUAUUGUCAUCUGGAUGCUGCAGGGAGACAAGCGCGUAGCGUACGCCCGCGUGCCAGCCCACCAGGUCCUCUUCUCCAGGAACAUCUCCAACUGCUGUGGCAAGAACUGUGGGAAGCUUCAGACCAUCUUCUUGAAGUACCCCCAGGAGGAGGCGAUGGGUCCAAGGAUCCCAGCCCAGGUCCGGGUCCAGCUCUGGUUCGGGUUGUCGGUCGAUGAGAAGGAGUUUAACCAGUUCGCCGAGGGGAAGCUCUCCGUCUUCGCCGAAACCUAUGAGAACCAGACCAAACUGGCGCUGGUGGGGAACUGGGGCACCACUGGCUUGACCUACCCCAAAUACUCAGAUGUCACCGGCAAGAUCAAGCUGCCCAAGGACAGCUUCCGCCCCUCCACAGGCUGGACCUGGGCUGGGGACUGGUUCAUCUGCCCAGAAAAGACGUUGCUCCAUGAUGUGGAUGCUGGACACCUGAGCUUUGUGGAGGAGGUGUUUGAGAACCAGGUCCGGCUGCCUGGAGGCCAGUGGAUCCACAUGACUGAUGCCUACACCGACGUGAACGGGGAGAAGGUCCUGCAUAAGGAUGAAAUUGAGUGUCCUCCAGGCUGGAAAUGGGAAGAUGUGGAGUGGGACACAGACCUCAACAGAGCAGUGGAUGAGAAAGGCUGGGAAUAUGGCAUCACCAUCCCACCAGACCGCAAACCCAAGGCUUGGGUGCCAGCUGAGAAGAUGUACCACACCAACCGGCGACGGCGCUGGGUGCGUCUUCGCCGCAGGGACCUUGCACAGAUGGAGGCCAUGAGGAAGCACAAGCAGGAGGAGCUGGACGGGGAGGGUUGGGAAUACGCCUCGCUCUUCGGUUGGCGCUUCCACCUGAAGUACCGUCGCACCGAC